GUCACUAAUUGGAGAUUUUAAUAUACUUUGAGUAUGUUAUUGAUUGUCUUAUCAUUGUCAGUCAGUAUCAGCUACAUUUCCAAUGUCAUCUAGACAUGUUUUUUUUUUGUCCUGAGGUUAGUUUUAGCAGUUUUCUGAAACAAAUGUCUAAGCAAAUGACAACUUUUGACAUUUAUAACGUUUGAAUAACGUUGAAUUUGUAAUGUAUUUCCAGCGUAGUGUACAUUCCUGUGUCUGCCAAGAAGAGUGAAUGUCUCUUACUGACUUGACUGACUCACUCCCUAGCAAUUGCUCAAUUGUUAUGACUUUUCUAGUAAGUUAGUAGAUACUAAUAAGCCUAUUACUGUCUAAUAAGCUAACACGGCCAGUGGAAAAAGCCAUACAGUUCCUAGAUGCGAUUUGUGAUGCAGGUAAACUUAAUAAGAAACGUUAGUCAUUUUUACACUACUUAAGGGUCUCUAGCGAAAUAUUCAAACUUGGCGUGACUAAAUUAUGUAAUGUCGAGAUGCUACACCGACAAUGUACAAACGUUUAGCCCAGUGGUGUGUUGGUUGCAGACAGCCUCUCACGUGGAAGCCCCAGUUCGAAUCCAGUGUGGGAAACAGAAAUUAUCAUUUUGAAUUUGGGGGCCGGCUGAACUAGGCUUGCCUGGUUCUUUUUCUGGUUUUAAAAGCAAUUAAUUGAACUGUCUGGGUUAGAUCCUCUCAAACACAGGCUUUGGUCGUACAGCCUGUGCUAACAAUGUUUAAUUUUUAAAUACUCACAAUUUAGUCAUAAUAAUCUAAAGUGUAUAGGUUAACUGUUUAAUUAUAAAUUGCCCCAACAUAAAGACCUUUGGUAGGAAUGCAUUUAGUUAUCCACAACGUGCUCAUUCGUGUGAAGUUCGCUGGUAGGAUCCUUCCUGCAAGCGUGCUUGUUUAAUUUCGGACAAUAAUAGAGUGGGGCCGGAAUACAUUUGAAAGCGGAAAAUAAGCUAUUCCCUAAGCUAACAUAGCUAGCUAUUCCCAAGCUAACAUAGCUAGCUAUUGUAGCAGGCGUUAAUUCCUAGCCGGCUAGUAAUCAUGACGACCAAAGAGGUGUUUCGGGCACAGUUAUCCCACAUUAUGGGGUUAUUAGUUGAAUCGGUAGUGAGGGAGAUGGGGAGACUCCUGGAUGAGUGUGCUGCUGUUUUGGAUGGCCAAGAGGAUAGUUUACUGAAAAUCGAAAUGGAGCGCGUGAAUACAAUAAACACGGUGAAUUUUGAAUCAUUCAUGGAAGAGUUGAGUAGAAGUUCCAUGGAGCAAAUAUCAUUGCUCUUGAACAUUGAGGAAGUGGAUGUGACAGCCGUGGAGAGGACUGAUUCAGAAGCAGUAAUAUCUGUUGACCCAGAAGUUAAAUCUGGCAUAGUUAUAAUUGAUAUACAGCAGGAAAUUAGAAAAACAGUAGGAACACAAAACGUGGCUGUUAAGGAAGAGGGAUCUUCUUUCGAGUCUGAUAAUCAGGAGGAAGAUCCUCAACCGACAUCAGAUGAGGAGUGGCUCCCUGGUGAUGAUCCCAGCAAGAAUGCGAAUAACCACCUGCAGGUCCCAUCCUCAACCAGGCUGAAUACACCCAGAUUGUUGUCAGACCCAGGCAAGCAAGACCCAAGUAGGAGUGAAGAAGAUCCUGAGGUCCAGUGUGGUGAUUCUGCAGACGCUGUCCACAAGGCUUCCCUAAUCUGUUCCCAAUGUGGGAAAUGUUUCAAGAAGAAAUACGAUUUGACGAGACACUUUCAGACCCAUACAAAACCCUACAACUGCUCUCAUUGUGGAAAAGGCUUUAAUCUGGCCAAACGGCUUGAGGAACACGCCAAAAAACACACAGGCACCAGAGAAGGAUUGGCUAAUCCGCAGAAAACCCUUUCAAGGGAGAAGAAGUAUUGCUGUGAAUCAUGUGGCAAAAUGUUCUUUACAACUUGGUGCUUAAAAGCCCAUAUGACGAUUCAUAAACCGAAGGAGCAUAGUUGUACUGUAUGUGGACAAAGUUUUAAUAAUGGAAAUGCUCUCAGAAAGCACAGACUGGUAUCACAUCCAGGAGAAACACCAAGUUUCAUCUGUGACGUAUGUGGCAAAUGUUUUGCCAAAAGGGAUCAUCUGUACAAACACAUGCUGAGACAUAAAGAAGAGAAACCUUAUUCCUGUGAUGUUUGUGGCAAAAGGUUUCAUUCCUCGAGUAAUUGUAAAAGACAUAAGAUGACUCACACAGGUGAGAAAUUGUACUCCUGUGAAAUUUGUGGUAAGAGAUUUACUCAGUCUGGAACCAUGUUGAAACAUAAAAUAAGCAAACACACUGAUGGCAGAGAAAAGCCUUUCAAGUGUGAGAUUUGUUCAGAGGUUUGUUCAAGUGAUUACACCCUAAGAAAUCACAUGGUCACUCACACAGGGAAGAAACCGUGUCAUUGCAGUGUUUGUGGGAAAGGUUUCUUUAACAAGCAGGCCCUUAAAAUUCACUCGCUCGUUCAUUCUGGGGAGAAACCGUACGGGUGUGGUCAAUGUGGGAAGAGGUUCAGCCAGCCAAGUCACCUGAAAUAUCACGAACAUCACGUGCACACUGUUGUUAAGGCAUGUGUCUGUGACAUCUGUGGAAAGGCCUACGCCAACAGGCAGAAUCUGAAACUCCACAAAUGCACUGCGCCGGCAAAGCCGAAGGUGUUUUAACUCCACAGCUAAAUCAUUUCCACCCUGUCAAUUAACGUUUUUGUGUAUAAUUAUUAUGCUUGUGUUGCCUCGUGAAGGGGGCGGGGCAUGAGAUCACUAUGGAGAGGAGCUGCUGUGAGCAUUUUGUGGCAUUCAUUCUUUUCUGACUACUCUUGUGUGCUAGUACCAAGCUGCAGUGACUUGCUUUUUAACUUGAUGAAAGUGUUAAUUUGUCACUGGGAUUGGAUAGAGCCUGCUGACUAAUUGGAGACAAUAUUGUUGACGUCUGUCAUGUACAAUUAGUGUAUCAGCUACAUUUUUAUGAUUUUUUAAUUUUAUGAAAUUGUUGCAAGUACAAGUUUCUCUGAAGUAAAUGUCUAAGAAAAUGUCAA
Esox lucius (northern pike) is the source of this 3046-nucleotide messenger RNA. RefSeq names its product oocyte zinc finger protein XlCOF6-like. The record is from RefSeq and is a predicted model, not a curated record. The transcript is spliced from 4 exons. Gene Ontology annotation, cellular component: nucleus. NCBI's taxonomy places the organism in Eukaryota, Metazoa, Chordata, Actinopteri, Esociformes, Esocidae. Bases 1062 to 2675 code for a protein of 537 amino acids.